UAUUAACAAAAAAAAAAAAAAAAAAAUAAACCAAAACAAAAAUUUUCUUAAGUGUGGCACAAGCUAACAUAAGUUUUCUUGUCGAGUAUAUAAGGAACUGUAUGAUGGAUUUAGAAUUGCAAACAGCGUUUGAAUUUAAGACGGUUUUAAUUCAUUAGCACACGCACGGUAUAGUUAAGUUCGUUGUCUAGCAUUUUCAUAGCAAACAAUAUGGUACAAAAGUUAAUUAUAUUCAGUGCUCUUAUGGCUAUAGCGUCGGCAGUCGUUCUACCAGCGCCCGCAUAUCAUGGACCGUUCACGUAUGCCGCACCAGCUGUCGCGAAAUACGCUGCUCCUGUUUACCCAGCUGUGGCGAAGGUCGCUGCUCCUGUUGUAGCUAAAGUGGCGGUACCCGAACCAUACGAUCCUAAUCCUCAGUAUAGUUACAGUUAUGAUAUUCAUGAUGGUUCUACCGGUGACGUUAAGAGUCAACAUGAAACCCGUAAUGGUGAUGUUGUGGAAGGUGCUUACUCCUUGGUCGAACCGGAUGGUACUAGACGCAUUGUACAGUAUACCGCUGAUCCCGUUCAUGGUUUUAAUGCCGUUGUACAAAGAGAACCGUUAGCCGUUAAAGUUGCUGCACCUGUGGCCAAAGUAGUAGCGCCCGGCCCUGUUCUUGCCAAGCCCGUAUUUUCGGCCUACCCAGCUGUCGCAAAAGUACCCGCUUUUCCCGCUUAUGCUUAUCAUCAUUAAAUGUUUUUAUAAAACUUGUGAUCAUUAACAUGUUGACGACCGAUAAUCAGUUCGCUAUGGAAUACGUUUAAACUGCCUUUGUUACUUUAUUUUGUUAUUUAUGUAAAUGCAUAACUAGCCGCAAUAACUGUUUAUUUAAAAUGUAUGUAAACCUCAAUCAACUCCUAGUUCUAGAUUUCAUUCAAGUCAUGAGAAAAAUGAUUAUUUUAUUAAAUAUAUGUGUAUAUAUGUGUAAUUUUAAAUGAAUAACUUUUCGUUUCGUUUGUUCAUCUCUUUUUUGUUUUUUCCUUCUACGAUUGAUUUAUUUUUAUUUUCUAUAAUCAGCACCUAAUGUGCGUCAAAAAUUUUUGGCAUCAUUUUUUUAAUUUUGUUUUUUUUUUUUUUUUUUUCUGAAAAUCUUAAUGAAAAAUUCUGCGUAGAGAGUAUUUUAGAUGAAGUUUUUAAAAACAUAACAACUCUCAAUUUUCUCAAUUAUGUGGCAAUAUAAACGAGACUUAAGAAAUGAUAUCGAAUAAUAAUUAAUUUCUUUAAUUUUUAAUUUCAACUUAUUUACAUAAACAAUGAGGUAAGGACUUUUACGUGCAAUCGUAAAACAAUCAAUUGGUUCAUUGACAAUAAUCAUAGCAAUCAAAUAUUUUCGAUUUUUUAAUGUUUUUGAUAAACUGUCGCUUCAAGCUUAAUAUCUAGCUGUCUAGAUUGUAAUUUAAUAUUAAUAAAAUUACAUAUUGAAAUUUUAAUUUAUUUCUCCAAGUUUUCAUAAAAGAAUUUUUUUUUUUUUUUUGAUUACUGCCAUAGUAUGACCAUAUUUAAGGUCAAUCUUUGGAUAGUGUGAUUUUAGGAUCUCUGGUGGAUGCCACUGAUUGUUAUAAAUGAAAGUACAUAAAUAGUGUCUUCGUAUUCUAUUCCUAGGUUAGCAUAAAUAUCUAUGUCAUAUUAAUGACCUAAACGUAGUAAGUACGAUGAAGGCAAAGUAUAAACGAUUAAAUGACUUCAUCUUGAUUGUUGGAUCAAGUUUUUCUCGACGACCGAACAUAGUUUUUAAAAAUUUUUCUUUAUUCCAUAAGACCCGGAAAUAUGUAGCGCAGACUAUGAAAGUUAUAGGGCAAGUGAGCACAGUUCUAGAUAGUUGUCAAUCCGUAAAUAUCCGCCAAUCUUACUUAAGAAAUUUAAUACGAUGCAUAUGCUUCUUCAUUGCAUUUUGCAAAUAAAAUAUCACGAUCGUAAUAAAAACUUCAAAAAUCAACUUAAACCAUCGAUUCUGACUUGUGUUCUGGAUAAUACAUGUUUACUUUUUUGUUUACUUUGUAUUUUCUUUUCGUGCAUUUGUCUUGUGUCUCACUGACAAUAUUGUCUUUUUAGUCGUUUUGCUAAGGUAAGUAUCGCGGCUACCGCGGCUGUGCGUUUGUUAGUUUAUAUUAAAAAAAGGGAAAAAAUAUUGAAAAAAAGUUGACAAUUGACAUUUUAUAUUAUUUAAUAAUUCUCAAACCUUUUUUCAAGUGGGAGCAUUUAAUGUUUCAUAGGUAACUACCUAAUAAAGUGACCGUCAGAUAAAAACUGCCAAUAGAUGUCACUUAUUGGCGGAUAAAUCACCACAAAGGAGAAAAAUAAAAAAUUCGGACUUUCCGUUACUGUCAUCCGGUGAGACCACUACGAUUGAUAAAAAAUAUGUUGCAAUUUCUUCAACUGACGCUAGCAUAACAAUAUCACAGAUUAGCCCUUUCGCCGUAAACGUCAUAACAACACAUAUUGACUCUGUUUUUAUCGCUCGCGAUGGUAAUCUACUUGUUCUCGUUGGUAAUGCACGUGCGACAGCGAAAGUCUUGAAGUUCAAAUCACUUGCUAAUUUGUGCCCAAUUUCCGCUAAAUUGCGCGCCAAACUCAACUCAGUGAAAGGCGUGUUUAAAACAUCCACCAGAAGAGGAAAUAGUUCGUCAAAUGCGUACUCAAAAUGUAACUGAAGUUUAUAAGUUCACUAAACUAAACUCGGCGUUAGGUAAACAAUCUUUAAGUUAUGUAUAAUUGCGUGAGAUUCUAAAAAGCAAAACGUAUGCACGUACUGCAGUAUUGGCGAAGCGCGACGAAAGCACCGGGAAAUAAAUCCAACAAUACAAGGAACUAACAAGAGUAAUACCUAUGUCAUAUUAUCGCCUCGCUCCCAGCGGGCCAUCAACACCAACUCCUGCUAAUGACAAAUCUGACCUAUCAUCCGGAACAAAUAAUGUUAAAAAAAAAUAAAGGAACAACAAAUAUUCAAAAAGUCAAAACAACAACAUUUAUCCUUAAGCCUAAUAAACUAAACCCGCACAAUGUACUAUGAGUGCUUUCAACCCAACCUUUACGUCCCUUCAAGAGACCCAUCGCAGAAAUUCUUGUAAUCCUAUCCCACCCAACUCAUAUACUGAAUACUUCGUGAAUGCUGAUCAAAAUUCAAAUAUUCAACCCAAGGGGUUGGUAUUUUUAGAAAGUUCAAUAUCGCUCAAAAACGCAUUAAUUUAAACUCAAACAUUCAGACCAUUGCGAUAUAAAUUAAUUUAAUCAAAAAAUGUGCAGUGCUUUCGCUCUAUAUCCCACCUUCGCAGUCGUUUUCUCAGCAGGAGCUUUAUAAUUCCUAUUUUCCGCAUUUGCUCCCCCUUUAAUUAUAUGUGACGACUUUAACAGCCUUAAACCCUAUCUGGGGUUUGCCAGGGUGCAAUAGUCAUGGUACUUCAUUCAAAGCAAUUGCCUUUAAGCAAUUGCAAGUUAAAUCAUGGAAGAUCAACACGUUUCUCAGCUCGUCGCACCUUUUCGCUUAUUUAUUUAACUUGCUGUUCUCCGCCACUUUUUCCUUUUGUUUUCUGGUCUAUUUCUGAUGAUAUACAUAGUAGUGAUCGCUCUCCAAUAAUACACGUUCUUAAUCCUUCAAACUCCUUUGUUACUCCGGUAAAACAAGUUAAGCUCCUCUUGUGUGAAGCGGAUUGGAUUAAUUACUCCAAAUAGGCCGAGCCAUUUUUGAAUUCAAAGACAUUUAGCGGGGAUGCAGCCAUGAUGCUGCUAUUAUGUGUACGGCCAUUCGCACAGCUGCUCAUCUCUCUAUUCCUCAACAGCUUUUUUUAACAGCUUUAACUGAAAGACGAAUUGUGUUCAUGGCACCGCUUUAACCGAUGUCCUAAUCAUGAUCAUUUGUUAUUAUAUAAAAAGGUCAAUGCUCUGUUCAGAAAGGAAUUAUGAAAGUCAAAGGCGUUUGGAAGUUUUUUCGAAACGAAAUCACAGAAACACAUAAAUGAAGAUUGUCUGGAACAAAAGCAAGAAACUCAGUGAAACUUCAAAUUUGAAUGAAAAUUUCUGCCAUCUGCAGAGAUGAGACCUGUAAUUAUUUUCAAAAAAUGUGCUACGAAUACUCCUUUAAGAGCAACCUCUCUAAUGUCUUUGUCGAAAAUAAACUUCAAUUUCUCUUCCGAAUGCUAUUGAUAGAUGUGCCAUAUUCCUGGAAAAUUAUACAUCUAUCUACCUUAGAACUUGAAAGUUGUUUCUCCAAAUCAACGGUGAGGACAUCCGGUCUAGAUUGCAUUUCUUACUAAAUAAUCACUACUUAGUCUAAUUCAAGCAAAAAGAUAUUAGUGAACCUUUAUUAUAUGGGAUUUUUCCAAUUCCAAAGUCUAAAAAUGUAUCCAUCGCAUCGAACUAUGGUCCAAUCUUUCUCCUAUUUUGUCUUGCAAAGUUAUUGGAUAAGAUCGACAUUCUAAAAUCAGCUACAGAACGCGAUAUUAAAACUAGUAGGGCUUGAUAUCUAAUUUUCUUCUUUACAGUUCAGUCAGCCUAUCGGCUUCAAUGUUUUCUUCUUAGUCUAAGGAUUUAUUUCAUGAUAAUAAUAAUAAUAAAAUUUAAAGGUAAACGGUCAAGUUCUCUACCUAUAGCCUAUCAGCCACAUCAAAUAUAUUUCUCAAAUCAAAGUGAAUAUGUUUCAUCAAAAAUACAGAAGAAAUUUGAUAGUAACAUGGUAUGUAAACGCAAGCGUCCUAUUUCGCACACGUAUAGACAGUAUUGAUGAUAAUUGAUGCUGUUCAUUUACUGCUACUGCUACUGCUGCAAGAUGACGUUGCUAAAAUAAAAAAACAUACAUCUAAUAUAUAUACUGAAUAUAUCCGAAAAGUUAUUUCCGCAGACCAAAGUGACAAAAAGACCAAAACGACUUUGAAGAAUAAAUUUUAAGAUCAACACUUAUAUUGCGCAAACUUUUCGAAUCAAUUGGCGUAAUUUUUCAUUUCAGAAGGAAGAAAAAAAAAAUAGACAGCAAGUUCGGAGAUUCUAAAGAUUACUUUAACAGAGAGGCGUGGUUUGUCAAGUGGUUUCCAAAGGAAACGUGGCUCUAUUACUACGUUAAUCUUCUAUCAAACGUGCAUGGCUAUCGAAAGUCCAACAGCCGAAUUAUUACCUCGUAAAUGUGUCGUAUAUCAUUUGCAUCGAAGCAUGGGUAGAAAAUUUUAAAUUAUUCAAAAAUGUCAAUUUUCUUACUCUAUACCAGGGGUCCCCGCACGCGUAGAUCGAUUGCGCUGGAUAACUUGAUAAGUACAAACAGCAAUUGGGGAUUAACAAAGCCAAACACCAAAUGGUGUGGCAUGCAGACGUCACGGAAGAGAUGUAAAAUAAAAAUAUCUUUAAUGAUGUUCUCGAAACCUUGAUUUUCGAGCUUGCCGUACAAGAACUUGAACUGCAUCGUUAAAACUAUCUCUGUAUUGGGCGAAUUUUUAGGUAUAGGUAUUUUCGAUAUUCAUUAUAUAUUAUCGUCGAUUUUAAAGUCCUGAGAGAUUAUUUUCCACGUUUUGUCCGUUCAGCGAAAUUCUGCAGAAAAAAUACGCCGCAGGUGUUAUAGCAGCCAACUGCGGGCCUAUAGGGCCACUCAUCCGUCCCUGCCUAUAUUCUAUUUGUUUUUAUUGUCCCUAAUCGUUUUACGUCGCUGAAGAGAGUGUCCCUCAGUCAUUCAGGGAUGGCGGCUAAGCUGAGCUUGCCAACCCCUAUCCGUAAAGUUUAGUAGCCCUGUCGGUUAUUCAGGGAUGAUGACUAAGCUGAGCCUGCCAUCCCCUAUCCGUAAAGCCAAAAAAUAACAUUGUUGGUAACGUCAAAUAAAUAUGUUGCCUGUGAUUACUCACCUCUGGCUGCUGUAACGCGACUGAAAGGAUGAGCGUAUUGCGACACGCUCUUUUAUAGUCGCGAUCACUAUCGCUGUCCCGUUAUAUAGAUGUUUUGACUAUACCUGUGUUACAAUCUCAACACUCACUUGUAUAUGUGUUGUAAUGAUAUUCUUACGUAUAUCUUAUUAUGAAUGCUAACUUAGGUAUCAAAUAGUAUGAUCGAACAUGUAUAGAAGCCGCUAACGAUUCAAUGUGCUAGCUGUCAAUAUACAAGCAUGACAACGCCCGUAAAUAGAGACCAUUAGGUACAUGACUUUGCAAAAUCACAAGACCGUUAGGUAUGUGCCUUUGCAUAAUGUGAAUAGUUCAAUGCUAAAUGUAGCUUGUUGAUAAGUAAAAGUAAAAAACGUAUGCAGGUAUAUAGGCAUGUUGCGCAACGGAUUGCAACUUGUUCAUCGAGAGAAUUUAUGACUUGUUUCCCUAGGAAAAGAUCAGGCAUGGUAAUACUUAUGUAUAUUACUUAUAUGUGUGUUACUUAUACAUAUAUUAUUGAUAGGCAUAUUUUUCUGUUUCGGAGACAUAGCAUAUAAUGAGCGGACUAUCCAUACAACGUAUGUUGCAUAGUCCUGAUACAAUGAGUUUUUCUUCUUCUUGUUUUCUUUCUUCUUUAUAUAUAUUUUCUAUUUUAGAUGAACCUAAAUUACCAAAGGUUUGUGCGGGAAAGGAUGAUCUCACGGUAGCGCAGAGGAAGAUACUCGUAUCCAAGAGAAGGUGUGUAAGGCAAUGGUCAACCAAAGGGAUAUUUAGUCUUUAGUGCGGAAGAACAAAACAGACUGAAAGGUUUUAGGGUCUAAUGGUAGACAUUUGUGCAGACGGAUUUAUUAUCAGUAAGGAAGGAAAACGCUUCCUUUACAGUACUUUACAACUUUAACUUUCAUAUCUGAAAGUCCGAAUAUCACACUUAUUAAAAAAGCCUUUUUAAAUUUUAUGCCCAUCAUUGAAGGGCGGGGAGUUUAUUCAUUUUAUCAAUCCGUUUGCAACACCCAAAGGAAGAUUCAGAGACACACCACAAAGCAUAUAUUUCUUGACCACCAUCAGAUUCUGAACCGAUUUACGCAUUCCCCUUUGGUAGAAACAUUGAAAGUUCUUGCUUGCAGGUUGGCGUUCAAAACGGGUCAUAUCGGUUGACAGACACACCUAAAGCACUAUGUAGACUGCAAAUACCUAUGUUUUUCAAAAGGAACAAAAAUUGAUUAUUUACUUAUUUACUUAUUUACGCUAUAGGAGAUAAAUCCACAAAAAUUCGAACAUAUAUGCUGUGGGUGAUACUGUAGUGGCUGUACAAAAAUCGACAAAAAAUUGACCACGCGCAUCCGAUGUAGAUGAAGAUUUAAUUUUUUUUUUUUCAAUAUCUUUAUAACGCGCAGAAACCAGCUUAAAGGUGCAAGGUUUUCGAAUGUCCUUCUCAUUCCGGCAUAACGCUUUUCUUGCACCAGUACAUAUAUUAUAUUUUUCUGAAUAAAAAGGAUACUUACAACAGGUAUUACACAGAGAGACAGACGAACGGACGGACAUGCUUAAAUCAAUUCAGAGAUUGAUGUUGCUCAAGAAUAUAUACGCUUUAUGGAGUCACUGAAGCUGCUACCUGGUUGUUUCAAACUUUCUGACAAAAACCAAAGAUCAAUGAUCAAUCAAAGCCCUCAUCCUUCGAUGAUGGAUAUAAAAGCGUAACUGGAACCUUUUAUGCAAGAGAUCUCUCACUUGCUAUCGUUCCCGACAUGUUUGUUCCUGUUUCUCUUAUAGUUUUUGAGAAUAUCUUAGAUUUUGAGAAUCUUAGUUUUUCCUUUUUUUUUCAUUGCUGACUGCGACAAAUUUAUGCCUACUAGUGCUAAAUGGCGGGCAUUGUAAUGAUACUGCGCUCAACGAACAACUGAAUGUUUUAUAAAAAAAAUCCAAUUGAUACAUGACAAAUUGCAGUCGUCCUUUGUCAAUAAGGACAUUUCCCGCUCUUUGAACGUAUGGCCGGAAACUACUGAUUAUGUAGCAUUCUAUGCACCUAUGCUAGGCACCUUCGAAAACGAUUGUGAAAAACUUAGGAAAGAAAGACUUUUCAAACAAUCAUAGCGAUUAAGCUAAUCGCCAGUCAUCCACUUUUCAUUAAGAAUCGUUCAGUCAUUCAAAGCAAGCUAACUAACUAACUAACUAACUAAUGAUGAGUCUCAUAGGCUUACAACUUAUUCUUCAGUAACUUUAGUGCUUUCUUUUUUUUUUGUAACGGUCGAAGAAAUUCGUAAUAGCCAGUGUUGAAAUGUAGUUUUACACAGGGCCACAAAGGCGGGGAUAAAUUGAAAGACUGAAAGCGAGUUUCAGUGACUAAAAGCGAUUUCAAUGGGGAAUACUUUGAAAAAGCAUUUUUGUAUUUUCCUUAUGCUUAUGCUAUUAUCUAUGAAAUUUUAACGCCUUUACAUACGAAGUGCAAACUUGAUCUGUUAUUUACUACGAGCUACAAGCGUGUUGUGACUUUAUUCCACAACGCACAACGCUCAACGGCAUGUCCAAAAUCGAAUUGAACACUAAGCCGCUAAUAAGGCGACAAGUUGAAACUAAUCUGUUGGAUUUAUUACCACAUUAGAGUUAUUAGUGAAUAAUAAUUAUUUAAAUAUGUAUUUGAAAGUCGAGUAAAAAU
This is a messenger RNA of Glossina fuscipes, 8526 nucleotides long. It is a transcript of the gene Cpr64Aa, whose product is annotated as larval cuticle protein A2B. The transcript has 3 exons. The coding region runs from base 211 to 732 and encodes 173 amino acids. The record is from RefSeq and is a predicted model, not a curated record. Gene Ontology annotation, cellular component: extracellular matrix. NCBI's taxonomy places the organism in Eukaryota, Metazoa, Arthropoda, Insecta, Diptera, Glossinidae.